Messenger RNA from Arachis ipaensis, 693 nucleotides. NCBI's taxonomy places the organism in Eukaryota, Viridiplantae, Streptophyta, Magnoliopsida, Fabales, Fabaceae. The record is from RefSeq and is a predicted model, not a curated record.
AUGGUGGACCUUCUCGCCCGAGCAGGAAAUUUGGAUGAAGCAUACAUCUUUAUUCAAAGGAUGCCAUUCGAGCCUGAUGUUCGUGUAUGGAGUGCAUUGCUUGCUGCAUGUAGGACCCACAGAAAUAUUGAAAUGGGGGAAGAAGUGUCAAAGAGGAUCCAGAAGCUGGGACCUGAAAGUACAGGAAACUUUGUUCUUAUGUCAAACAUCUAUAGCUCUGUUGGGAGAUGGGAUGAUGCAGCACAAAUCAGAACAAUACAACAGCAUCAAGGUUACAAGAAAAGCCCAGGAUGCAGUUGGGUUAAGGUCUCUGGCGUAAUCCAUGGAUUUAUUGGCGGGGAUCAAUCUCAUCCACAAUCAGCAUCCAUAAAUAAAAAAUUACAGGAGCUGCUAGUGCAAAUGAAAAGGCUGGGAUACAGUGCAGAUUCUAAUUUUGUUCUCCAUGAUGUUGAAGAAGAGGAGAAAGAACAGAUUCUCCUAUAUCAUAGUGAAAAAAUAGCCAUUGCAUUUGGACUUCUUAAUAUCAGCCCCUCCAAGCCCAUUCUAGUUACAAAAAAUCUGAGAAUUUGUGUUGACUGCCAUUCUGCAAUAAAGUUUAUGGCACUCAUAACAAAUAGGGAGAUAAUAGUGAGAGAUGCAAGUCGAUUCCAUCAUUUUAAGAACGGCAUAUGCAAUUGUGGGGAUUUCUGGUGA